Molecule: messenger RNA, 2869 nt
Organism: Pogona vitticeps (central bearded dragon)
Lineage: Eukaryota; Metazoa; Chordata; Lepidosauria; Squamata; Agamidae
Gene: SEC22B
Product: SEC22 homolog B, vesicle trafficking protein
Biological process (GO): retrograde vesicle-mediated transport, Golgi to endoplasmic reticulum; endoplasmic reticulum to Golgi vesicle-mediated transport
Cellular component (GO): membrane
Molecular function (GO): SNAP receptor activity
Source: RefSeq, a predicted model, not a curated record
GCGUGUGGGCGGGACCGGAAGUAGUUCGGAAGGGCCUGCCUGACCCCCGGAAAGUAUUUCCGUCGCUUCCGGCCAACUCAGUCUUCUCGAGACUCCAAUUCAUCUUGUGUGGGAAGAACUAGGGAAGGGGUGGCGGUGGAGGUGUGUGGGGUUUUUUUGAGGCAAGAUGGUGCUGCUCACUAUGAUCGCGAGAGUGGCCGAUGGGCUGCCUUUGGCCGCUUCCAUGCAAGAAGACGAGCAGUCAGGGCGGGACCUGCAGCAGUACCAGAGCCAAGCCAAGCAGCUGUUCCGCAAGCUCAAUGAACAGUCUCCAACCAGAUGUACCUUGGAAGCAGGUGCUAUGACGUUUCAUUAUAUAAUUGAGAGAGGAGUGUGUUAUUUAGUAUUGUGUGAAGCUGCCUUCCCCAAAAAGCUGGCUUUUGCAUAUCUGGAAGAUUUGCACUCAGAAUUUGAUGAACAGCAUGGAAAGAAAGUGCCAACUGUAUCCAGGCCCUAUUCUUUCAUUGAGUUUGAUACGUACAUCCAGAAAACCAAGAAACUUUAUAUUGACAGUCGUGCAAGAAGAAACCUUGGCUCUAUCAACACAGAGUUACAAGACGUACAGAGAAUAAUGGUAGCCAACAUUGAGGAAGUCUUACAACGAGGCGAAGCACUUUCAGCAUUGGAUUCCAAGGCAAACAAUCUGUCAAGUUUGUCCAAGAAAUACCGCCAAGAUGCGAAGUAUCUGAACAUGCGAUCCACCUAUGCCAAGCUUGCUGCCGUUGCUGUGUUUUUUAUCAUGCUGAUUGUCUAUGUACGAUUUUGGUGGCUGUGAGUGUUUCCCAGGCAUUAAAGAUGGACAACUCAUAAUAUAGCAGGCAUAAAGUUGUGAGAUGCCAAGAUCACAGGGAUGUAUAUUAGAAUCCCCAGUGGGAUGCCCUUAUAGUGAGAAUUGCUGCUAUUCUCCAGUGAAUUUUUAUUUCUAAAUAUCAGAUCUUGCUGAACUCUAAGGAUUUUUGUUUCCAGCUGUUGCACACUUAAAAGACAUAAAAUGUGUCCAUCCAGCUAGCAGCACUGAUAGGAGUAUUCUGUGUUUGUUUAUUGGCCCAGUUUUCUGCUACUCAGCACUGUAGCAGUUAGCCAAAUUCUAUCUGUAAAUAAGCCCAGCCCUGGUAAUAAAGGGACUCUAAUGAACAUUCCUAGUACUAGUGCCCUUUUCUUAUUAAGAAUCCAGGUCUUGCUAAUUGAACAGAAAUAUCUGUUCAAAAUCUGACACUUUAUUAGAUAAAUGUGGGUGUAGUUUGUUCGGUCAUUUUAUAUUGUCAGGUAUCCUUCCUUGUGACACUAACCCUUCUCAAUAUGAUGUCCUUCAGAUACAUUGGGCUACAACUGCAGUCGUUCCCAACUAGUAGGCAAGAUGUCUGAGGAUGUGUAGUCCAGCACAUCAAGGCUGCAUUUAUAGCAUUGUUUAAGUAAAUAUGCUUUACUUAAGCAAAAUCCAUCCAAUGCUAAGUAAAAUAGUGAAAUAGUUGUAAUAGAAUUAAAUCCAAUUUCACUUCAAAAAUAUCCAUGUUCUAAGACAUCUUUCGGGUAUAACACAAAAUUGACCGCAUUUGAGGAUUGUACAGCAGAUAAACCAUAGUUAAGUGUGAUGUGAAGGAAUGACAAUGAAUCUUGUUCUUAUGUACUCUGUUCCUCUUUUUCCUGCCAAGAGGAGGAGUCUGGAAAGUUUACUUACAUCUUUAUUCAGCCGUAUUUUUGUCAUAUCAUCUGGGCUGAUAAACUGGAGUUACUUCUCAAUAUGGUUAUUUUCAAACAAGCAGACUUCAGUAAAUAGAAGCUAGAUUGUUAAAAUUAAUCAUUGUUAAGAUUAAGCACCAUUUGUCCACUUAAAUAAUUUAGGAAGACAUGAUUAAAUAAAAGUGAUCAUGUGUAAGAGGACAUAUCAAUGGGGAGUGUGCUAGCUGCAAGCUCACUUUAGUUUGUUCACAUCACACUAAAUAUUGAUUUGGGCUAAAGCAACACUUCCAUAUAACUUAUAAGGAAUCAUUAAGUGACCCACAUUCGUCUGAAAAUUUUAUGUGCUGCUUUGCUUUCCCCAGCCUAUAAAAUGAGAGGGCAAAGUAGAGUCUUUCAGACGUUACUGGACUGCUACUCCUAGUAUUUUUCACCAUCAUUGGCUGUGCUGGCUAAGGCUGAUAAAAGUUGCAGUCAACCAAUCUGGGAGCCACACUUCGCUUGCCUUUGCUAUAAUAUCUGGAUUCUUCUCCUUUAGAAAGGACUUGAAGAGCAGGCCUCUUUCUGGAAGCUUUAGCAAUUUGUUUUGAAAAAAAUUAAGUUCUUUUGUCAGUCUGUUUGUUUCCUAGAUGUUUACUUCCUACUUCUGUGUAGGAAACUAUGAAAAAAUAGUUGUGGGACAGAAACUGUUGGAAUCAUAAACUUCAUAAGAAGUGUGUUUCUUUGGAGGACCACUAAUCCUCAGACAAAUAUUGAGGAAAAAUGCAGAGAUUUCUUGAUAAAAAGCACAUGUGUUAUGUGUGUGCUAUAAGAGGGCAAAAAUGAAGCUACCCCCCCUCAUUAACUCUCAGCAAAAGUCUCCCUAAAUUUUGCUGCCAUCCCAAGGCUGGUAGAGUAGGACAAAAACAUUUGUGGCAUUAAAUCUGCCCCUGCUGUCCACAUGCUGCUGUUUUACUGCUGACAAUUUGCUUCUAAAUUCCUGUUGACUUUCCCACUUUAAUAUAUAUAAGUAAUACAAUUAUUCUGCCAGGGAAAUAGAAUCACUUCUUCAAUUUGAUAAGGCCCAAUAAAUCCUUGGCAUUGAUUGAUAGCUCUUUUACUAGUUGUCUGUUGCCACCCAAUUGUCAGCAGUGAAAUAAAUAUGUUAAAUUUG